Molecule: messenger RNA, 1991 nt
Organism: Alosa sapidissima (American shad)
Lineage: Eukaryota; Metazoa; Chordata; Actinopteri; Clupeiformes; Clupeidae
Gene: foxd2
Product: forkhead box D2
Exons: 6
Coding region: 510-998 (162 amino acids)
Source: RefSeq, a predicted model, not a curated record
UAGUGUGACAUAGUGGUCAUGUGAUCCACACAGUCAAAUAAAUACUUUUUGAGAGCCGCAAGGGGGUAGAGUCUGUAGCUCGCACUGAGAGCAAACGAAGUGUCCGUACGUCAAAAUACUUUCAUAAACUCAAAUAAACUUGGGUGGUUAGUCGAAAGUAACUACACGCCGAAAUCUUUUAUUUUUUGCGGGUUGACGAAGAGGCUGUUUGUGUGAUCUGCGAGGAAUAUGAUCUCCAUGAGUUAUAUUUAGACUGCAUGCCUUAUUGACUCAUUUGCACCUCCAGUGACGAGUUUUAAUCAGUGAUAGAAAUAGGUAAUGUAGCGCUUUCUUUCGGUUUGCUCAACAAUAGGUUUCCCAUGCGACUGAAGAACGAAUUCAAAGCGUGUUUGAUUUUUGGAGGAGCGGGAAUUCUUUAGGAGUGCUCAACUCAUUGACUGGCGGGCGAGAGAGACUGAGGGAUCUACGACGCGAAACGGUGGAAAGGAGCGCCAGAAGACGCGUCGAACAUGACCCUGGGUACGGAUAUGUCCGACAGCUCAGCAUUGUCAGACGAUGUGGAUAUAGAUGUUGUUGGAGGAGACAUAGCUGUUGUGAAAGAUGGAAAAUAUCUGCACCACCACAAUUUCCACUUGGACAAUGACUCGGACGAUACUCUGUCUCAGAAUGCAGGCGAAGGCGCUUCCUCCCCUGGUCACAACAACUUGGACUGCCCACCGGACCGAGUAGGAGUCGGAGGGGAUGGCGGCCCAGGAGACAUGGCAACAGAAAAAGCUAUGGUGCUCCUGAUUUGCAGCUCCUGGAUGGUCUCCAUCUCUCUGCUGCUGGCUGUGGAGGCUCUCAGGGAGCAGCCUGUGCAGGCUGAGAGGGGUCAGUCCUGGCUUGCUCCCAAUCUGGAGUGGAGGACAAUGCAAACAGGCCCGCACACUCAAUACACAGGCUGUGUGACGGCGCUGUUGCUGGGAGGGAGAUCUGGGGGACCAUCUGAAACCAAUUAGGGUGGUGCUGCAGCCACCCAGAAACUCGGUGACGGAUGGGAUUCUUGUAUUUAUAGCCGAGGUCCACUGUGAAUAAAACCAGAGACCCAUCACAAGGCAGCAUGCAUAUGACGCGCCAACUGUCCAAAUGUGGCAGCCAUUUCGGGGAACGAGUGUGUGGUUGAGAAGAGGAGGCAGAGAGAGGGAGGAAGAGCGGGAUGAGCAGAUGAGCUAGGAUGAAUGAGAGAGAGAGAGAAAGAGAAAAAGAGGGAGAGAGAGAGGAAAGGUAAGAGCACAGUGUUUCACAGGUUUUUGCGACGUUGCACCGCUUUAUAAUUCAGAACAAGGGGCACUUCACAUGCGAAAUGGCUUCUCUUUGAUAUCGACAGCAGCUUGAGAGAGAGUGCACUCAAAAACAGACGCCAGCAAAUUUAUUCUUGGGUGAAAAAAGAGAGAUACAGAGAGAGUGUGAGAGAGAGAGAGAGAGAGAAACAGAGAGAAACAGAGAGGGAAAGAGGGGAGAAAAAAUAGUUGUGUACUCCUGUGGCCGCGCAUGCGAAGAGCCAAAAGCUUUGAUGCUCCAGCGGUGACACUCCACGCCGUAAUGAAAUAUGGUAAUUACACACACAUGAAAGCGCUCCACAGAGACACAGAGAGCCAGAUAGAUCAGGGAGGGCAGCGACACACACAAAAAAAGAAAGCCCCGAAAAAAACAAAUAUGACUUUCUCCAAAGAUACCCACUGUCAUUAAUUGUCCUUUUUAUAAACAUACAUUUGAUUCUAUCGGCAACUACAAAGCCCCCCCAGCAACAUCAUUUGACCCAAAAAGGCUUUGGGGUAAAAGGUUUACUGAUUAACAGCAAUGCAUUGUUCACUCCCAACAAUCACAACACUAAAGAACAUAAAUCAGGUGGAUUGCAUCGGCUGUGAACCCAUUAAAAAGAGAACCGGGUUUUUUUUAUGUUUUCUUUCAUUGGCCCUAUGGACAAUGUGCAGUUUGUUUUUGCAUAACGC